Molecule: messenger RNA, 1542 nt
Organism: Tetrahymena thermophila SB210
Lineage: Eukaryota; Ciliophora; Oligohymenophorea; Hymenostomatida; Tetrahymenidae
Product: tetratricopeptide repeat protein
Exons: 6
Molecular function (GO): protein binding
Source: RefSeq, a predicted model, not a curated record
AUGGAUUUUAGUGAUAGGAAUUCAACAAGUUCUUCAGCUAUAUAAAAGGGAACAAAUUAGUAAUUCUAAAAUGAUAUUAUUAAACUUGACAAUGAUUGCGAACAUAUUUAAGGAUUAAUAAAAGAGGGAGAAAAUCCGCUAAAUUACUAAUAAGUUGUUUAAAUAUUUUUAGAAAGAAACAAGCAAUUUUGCUCUUAAUUAAUAAAAGCUACAGAGUUUAAAAACAGCUUCUUUGUUUAUAGGAAACUUGAAAAGGUUUUACUGCCUUUAUUGAAGCAAAUGGAGAUGUAUGAUGACUAAAAUUUUCCUUUAAAAAGCAUAAAUUAAUCAUUAGCUCAAUAAAUACUAGAAAUAGAUACUACAAAAAUAAGCAAAUUACCAACUGAGUUAGUAGUAAAAAAAUUGCCAUAAAAAUAUUUGAGCGCUUAUGAUUUUUCCUCAAGCAUCUUAAGUAACAUUGUAAGCUGUUUUAACAACUAAGGAACUAUUUAUAUGCUUAGAGGUAAGGUUGAUGUCGCUUUGAACUGCUAUUCUAAAGCUUUAGAAGGGAGAUUAAAAUUUUUAAAUAGUUAUUAGCACCACUUUCAAUUAUCAAUUUUAUUUUUGAAUAUUGCUUUUUGCUAUAAAAACAAAGAAAAUUAUGAAGAGGCCAGCAAAUUAUUAAAUAAAGCAAUACUGAUGUUGGAAAAUAUAGAAAAAAUAUCUAAGGAAUACGCAGAUAGUGACAAUUUAGUAGAAUCAAGUUCAUUUGUGCUAUGCUUAAUUGAAAUGCUGUAUAAUAAGAAUGAGAAGGAUUUCAGAGACAAUGAAGUUACUUAAAGAUAAAAAUUACUUUAUUUUUUGAGUAUUUCAUAUAAUUACUAUGGAGAACUCCUUUCUAAAUUAUAAAAGACAAAGGAAUCCGAAUUUUGCAAAAAAUAAUCUGAGGUGCUAUUCAAAUAAUUUAGAAAGAGAACUACAUCAACGGUAAAUUCUACUAAUAAUAGCAUGCAUUAAUUAGAAAGACCCAGCAGUAGAGGAAAUAGCAUACAUUAAAAUAUAAAAAGCUAAGAACAUUCUAUUUAAAAUAUUAAUUAAAUUUAUUAAGAUGAAUCUAAAAUGGAUGACAAUUUCAGUCAAGCAUCUUUCCAAACAGUUAAUACAACAUAAUCAUAUGCUGCUUUUGGAGGACAAAACAUCUCAAAAGACAACAUUAUUUUUUAAAAAUACAUUAAAUUAAACGAUAUAAGAUAUAAAAUUAUAAUUCUUCAAAUCAAAGAGUAUAAUUGUGUAUAAAUUAUUCUAUACAAUAAACCCAAUAAUUUCCUUAGUAAAAUUAUUGUUGGUUUCUAAGAGUUAAUAGACUAUUCAAUAAAAAUUAAAAUGAGUAACGCUUUCAUAGAUUAGGACUAACUAAAUGAGUUCUUUAAAGAAUUAUCGAGAAGAUUGUAAAUAGAAAAAGGUCAAUUGAAAAUAAGAGACAUGGAAUAUUACAAUUCUGUAGAAGAAUAUACAAAAUAUACAAAAGUCCUUCCUCCAAACUUGACAAAUCUUACUAAAUGA